Molecule: messenger RNA, 1296 nt
Organism: Diprion similis
Lineage: Eukaryota; Metazoa; Arthropoda; Insecta; Hymenoptera; Diprionidae
Gene: Arpc3A
Product: actin-related protein 2/3 complex subunit 3
Exons: 4
Coding region: 150-683 (177 amino acids)
Biological process (GO): regulation of actin filament polymerization; Arp2/3 complex-mediated actin nucleation
Cellular component (GO): cytoskeleton; Arp2/3 protein complex
Molecular function (GO): actin filament binding
Source: RefSeq, a predicted model, not a curated record
CUUAACUCGAUACUACUGCAUACACCUAUGUAGCGAUAUCUGGUCAGACCCCACCAGAUCCUAGUUGCGUGUAAUAAUUUCUCGAUUCUUUCGGCGUUUAAUUUCGUGUUUAAGAAGAUAAUCAAACUACGAAAAAGUGUCCGGUAAACAUGCCUGCAUAUCAUUCAAGUUUUCUAGAAAACGACCAAACGGUUGGCAACAUGGCAUUGCUACCGUUCAAAACCCAGUUUCGAGGACCAGCACCGCCCUUCAGUAACAAAGAAUUAGACAUAAUAGACGAAGCUUUAUAUUUCUUUAAAGCAAACGUUUUCUUUCGAACUUAUGAAAUUAAGAGCGAAGCUGACCGAGUUUUAAUUUACAUCACUUUGUACAUCACUGAGUGCUUGAAGAAAUUACAGAAAUGUGCAAACAAAAAUCAGGCAACAAAUGAAAUGUACACUUUGGCUAUUUCCAAAUUCGAUAUUCCAGGAGAAGCCGGUUUCCCAUUAAACUCUGUUUAUGCUAAGCCAAAUACUGCGUCUGAUGCUGAUUUAAUGAGGCAAUAUUUACAACAGUUGCGCCAGGAAACUGGCAUUAGAGUCGUAGAAAAGGUUUAUGGAGAAGAUGGAAAGCCCAGCAAAUGGUGGCUGUGUUUUGCCAAGAAGAAGUUUAUGGACAAGUCAUUAUCUGGACCUGGACAAUAAAUUGUAAAUCAUCUUCUCUUACUCAAUUCAAUCCAAUCCCUGUAAGAUGGGUUUAUUUUAUGGCUCGUGUCUUUUUCCGAAGAGUGGGCUACAUGUUAAUUAUUAAUUGUUUUUCAUACUUCUAUUAACACCAAUCAAUAAUUUUUAGAGUUUCCUUGUAAUGUUGAGUUCAAUAUGUUUAAUUUAUUCAGAAAAAAAAAUGUCCGGCUGAUAAGUGUGGUCAAUUUUAAACUACUAAAUGUUGCCUGUUAAAAAUUAGAUAGGAUUCCAUUGGAAAAAUACUGCAUGUAGGUAAUUACAAAUCGUGCAAAACACGUUGCAAUUAUAAUGUUUAAUUUAUCAAUGAUAAAAUAAAAAUAUCGGGCCGAGAAUUCUAGUAGAUUUUAAAGUAGAAAUGUCUCUUGUUGAAAAUUAGAUAGGAUUUUGUUGAAAAAGUGUUAUACGUAGAUAAUUACAAAUCAUGCAGAAAAAAAUUGUAUGCACGCAUUUAGAUGAACCAACGGCAACCGUAACAAUUUGCGAAACGUAUAAUUGUUUCUACGCGUAUUCAUCCCACGUGAUAUAAUUAUCAAUAAAAACUUUAUUUUAUAUUGCGGAUGUAAAAAUCGGAUUU